Molecule: messenger RNA, 336 nt
Organism: Closterium sp. Naga37s-1
Lineage: Eukaryota; Viridiplantae; Streptophyta; Zygnematophyceae; Desmidiales; Closteriaceae
Source: the annotation of a GenBank genome assembly
AUGCGCGCUCACUGUGUGCGCGGUGUUGCACUGCGCAGGCUGCAGACGGGCAUGCGAGGGGCGUUUGGAAAGCCGCAGGGCGUGUGUGCGCGCGUGGCCAUCGGGCAGGUGCUUCUGUCGGUGCGCUGCAAGGAGGCCAACGCCGCUGUCGCCGCCGAGGCUCUGCGCCGCGCCCAGUUCAAGUUCCCCGGGCGGCAGAAGGUCAUUGCCAGCCACAAGUGGGGCUUCACGAAGAUCGCUCGCGCUGACUUUGUGGAGUGGAAGCAGGAGAACAGGCUGGUGCACGACCGAGUCAAUGCCAAGGUGGGUUAUGUGCUGCUUCUCGUGCUUCCAUGA